Messenger RNA from Larimichthys crocea (large yellow croaker), 1863 nucleotides. It is a transcript of the gene gpia, whose product is annotated as glucose-6-phosphate isomerase a. Gene Ontology annotation, biological process: glucose 6-phosphate metabolic process; gluconeogenesis; glycolytic process. Gene Ontology annotation, cellular component: cytosol. The transcript has 18 exons. The record is from RefSeq and is a predicted model, not a curated record. NCBI's taxonomy places the organism in Eukaryota, Metazoa, Chordata, Actinopteri, Sciaenidae. Bases 70 to 1731 code for a protein of 553 amino acids. Gene Ontology annotation, molecular function: carbohydrate derivative binding; monosaccharide binding; glucose-6-phosphate isomerase activity.
CUGAGGACACUGACACACCGGAGCUCGCGCAGACCGCACACACCUCCACACGGACCCGGAGACUCCACCAUGGCGCUGACCAACGACCCCACCUACAAGAAGCUGGAGCAGUGGUACAAGGAGCGCGCGGGCAGCCUGAACAUGAGGGCCAUGUUCGAGUCCGACCCGGACCGCUUCAGCAGGUUCAGCACGACUGUGAACACGGACGACGGACAGAUCCUGCUCGACUACUCCAAGAACCUCAUCAACCAGGAAGUGCUGUCCAUGCUGCUCGCCAUGGCAAAGUCUCGUGGCGUGGAGGAGGCCAGAGAGAAGAUGUUCUCUGGAGAGAAGAUCAACUUCACUGAGGGUCGUGCCGUGCUCCACGUGGCGCUGCGUAACCGCUCCAACACGCCGAUCAGCGUUGACGGCAAAGACGUGAUGCCUGAGGUGAACCGCGUGCUGGACAAGAUGAAGGCCUUCUGCCACAGAGUUCGCAGCGGCGAGUGGAAAGGCUUCAGCGGGAAGAGCAUCACAGACGUCGUGAACAUCGGCAUCGGAGGCUCCGACCUGGGCCCUCUGAUGGUGACCGAGGCUCUGAAGCCGUACUCGGCUGGCGGUCCAAACGUUUGGUUCGUGUCGAACAUCGACGGGACUCACAUGGCGAAGACGCUCGCUCAGCUCAAUGCAGAGACCACGCUGUUCAUCAUCGCCUCCAAGACGUUCACCACUCAGGAGACCAUCACCAACGCAGAGUCUGCCCGGGAUUGGUUCCUGCAGACAGCCAAUGACAAAUCUGCGGUGGCCAAACACUUCGUGGCUCUCUCCACAAACGCAGUAAAGGUGAAGGACUUUGGCAUCGACACAGAGAACAUGUUCGAGUUCUGGGACUGGGUUGGAGGUCGUUACUCUCUGUGGUCUGCGAUCGGUCUGUCCAUCGCUCUGCAUGUCGGCUUUGAGAACUUCGAGCAGCUUCUCUCAGGAGCUCAUUGGAUGGACAACCAUUUCCGGAGUGCUCCUCUGGAUCAGAACAUUCCGGUUCUGCUUGCCGUGCUUGGCAUCUGGUACAUCAACUUCUUCCAGGCAGAGACUCACGCCAUGCUGCCGUACGACCAGUACAUGCACCGCUUCGCCGCCUACUUCCAGCAGGGCGACAUGGAGUCUAACGGGAAGUACAUCACCAAAGAUGGAACCAGAGUGAACUAUCACACCGGACCAAUCGUUUGGGGCGAGCCCGGGACCAACGGACAGCACGCCUUCUACCAGCUCAUACACCAAGGAACUCGUAUGAUUCCAGCUGACUUCCUCAUUCCUGCUCAGUCUCAACAUCCAAUCAGAGACAACCUCCACCACAAGAUCCUCGUGGCAAACUUCCUGGCUCAGACCGAAGCUCUGAUGAAGGGGAAGACGGCAGCCGAGGCUCGGGCGGAGCUGGAGGCCGCCGGCCUGAAGGGGGACGCCGUGGACACACUGCUGCCGCACAAGGUUUUCGAGGGAAACAAACCGAGCAACUCGAUCGUCUUCAAGAAGCUCAGUCCGUUCAUGCUGGGAGCGCUCGUCGCCAUGUACGAGCACAAGAUCUUCGUUCAGGGCGUCAUGUGGGACAUCAACAGCUACGACCAAUGGGGCGUGGAGCUCGGGAAGCAGCUGGCGAAGAAGAUCGAGCCGGAGCUGAAAGACGCCGCCGAGGUCACGAGCCACGACUCCUCCACCAACGGACUCAUCAGCUUCCUGAAGAAGAACUUCAUCUGAGUCCUCCUCUACUCCUCCGUCACCUCCUCCUCCGUCACCUCCUCCUCCACUCCUCCAUCACCUCCUCCUCCAUCACCUCCUCCUCCACUCCUCCAUCACCUCCUCCUCCAUCACCUCCUCCUCCACUCCUCC